This is a messenger RNA of Mesorhabditis belari, 3918 nucleotides long. Lineage: Eukaryota; Metazoa; Nematoda; Chromadorea; Rhabditida; Rhabditidae. The record is from the annotation of a GenBank genome assembly.
AUGCUUGAUGAAGAGUGUAUCGUUCCAAAGGCUACCGACUUGACUCUCGCUCAAAAGCUGAAUGAUCAACACUUGGGCAAACAUCCAAACUUCGAGAAGCCCAAGCCACCAAAGGGAAAACAAGCUGAGGCUCACUUUGCCAUGAAGCAUUAUGCUGGAACUGUGAGAUACAAUUGCACUAAUUGGCUUGAGAAGAAUAAAGAUCCUCUCAACGAUACUGUUGUUGCUUGCAUGAAGGCCUCAAAUGACAAUGCUCUCCUCCGCACCAUUUGGGACGACUACGUCACUCAAGAGGAGCAAGCUGAGCUCCAGAAAUCUGGAGCUGCUGCUAGUGCAAAGAAGAAGGGUAAAUCUGGUUCGAUGAUGACCGUGUCUAUGCUUUACCGUGAGUCUCUGAACAAUUUGAUGACUAUGCUUCACAAGACCCAUCCUCAUUUCAUCCGUUGUAUCAUCCCCAACGAGAAGAAACAAUCUGGAGUGCUUGACGCGGCUCUUGUCAUGAACCAAUUGACAUGUAACGGUGUGCUUGAGGGUAUCCGUAUUUGUCGUAAAGGUUUCCCCAACAGAAUGAUGCAUGCCGACUUGGUUCACCGGUAUGCCAUUCUUGCCGCCACUGAGGCCAAGUCGGACUCUGAUCCAAAGAAGUGUGCAGCAAACGUGAUGGGACGAAUGGUGAAAGAGGGUUAUGUCACUGAUGAGAACUUCAAAGUCGGAGUCACUAAAGUGUUCUUCAAAGCCGGCAUCCUUGCCCAUCUCGAGGACAUUCGUGACGAGAAGUUGGCUCAAAUUUUCACUCUCUUCCAAGCCUUCAUUCGCUCUUACCUUGGCGCGACUGACAAGAAGCGCCGCGAGCAACAGCGAAUCGGAUUGCUUAUCGUUCAACGAAACGUCAAAUCAUGGUGUGGACUUCGCACUUGGGAUUGGUUUAAGCUUUACGGAAAAGUCAAACCACUCAUCUAUGCUAGCAAGUUUGAUGAACAACUUGAUGCCCUUAAUGCAAAACUCCAAGAAGUCGAGGGAACUCUCAAAAAAGAAGCCGAACUCCGCAGUCAACUCGAGUCUCAAAACAGCAAGAUUCUCGCCGAGAAGAAUCAACUCUUUGCCCAUUUGGAGAAAGCUAAGGCUAGCGUCUCUGAGCAUGAGGCAAAGGUGAACCACCUUGAGUCACAGCAUAGUGGAGCCGUUCGUGAUUUGGAUGAUGUGAAUGACGCUCUGGCUAUUGCUGAGGAGUCGAACUCUGAUGGACUUCGUGCCAAGAAACGUGCUGAAGGAGAGUUGGAUGGGUUGAAGAAACAACUCCAAGACUUGCAGAUGAGCUUGAGAAAGGGUGAAUCGGAGCGUCAAUCUAAAGAACACCAAAUCCGCUCUCUUCAAGAUGAAAUGCAACACCAAGAUGAAACUGUUGCCAAGUUGAGCAAAGAGAAGAAACAUCAGGAGGAGAUGAACCGAAAACUUGUUGAGGAUCUUCACAGUGAGGAGGAUAAAAGUGAACUCGAAGACUUGAACAAUCGCCUUGAUGAGCAAGGAGGAGCCACCCAGGCUCAAUCCGAAGUCAACAAGAAGCGUGAGGCUGAGCUUGCCAAGCUUCGUCGUGACAUUGAGGAGGCUGGACAUAUCCACGACAACCAAUUCUCCGCCCUCAAGAAGAAGCACACUGACGCCGUUGCUGAACUCUCUGAGCAAAUCAAUCAUGUUAACAAAUCGAAGAACAAGGCUGAAAAAGACAAGGUCCAAGCCCAACGUGAUGCUGAAGGACUUCAAUCUUUGCUCGACCAAGAAGUUGCUACCAAGGUCCAGCACGAGAAGCUUGCCAAGCAAUUCGAGAGCCAGCUCAGCGAGCUUCAAUCUCGUGUUGAUGACCAAGGCCGUGAACUCCAUGAUUUGACCUCUGUGAAGGGACGUCUCUCCGGACAAAACUCUGAUCUUGGCCGUCAACUUGAGGAUGUUGACUCUCAAGUCGCCAACAUCAACCGUGUCAAAUCUCAAAUUCUUGCUCAACUCGAUGAGGCCAAGCGAGCUGCUGAUGAUGAGGCCCGUGAACGUCAAGCUCUUCAAGCUGCCGCCCGCAAUGCUCAAGCUGAUGCUGAACAAGUCCGAUCAGCUCUCGAGGAGGAAGUUGAGGCCAAGAAUGAUGUGAACCGUCAACUCUCAAAAGCCAAUGCUGAGAUUCAACAAUGGAAGUCUCGCUUCGAAGGAGAAGGAAUGCUCCGUGCUGACGAGAUUGAGGAGGCCAAGAGAAAACAACAACAACGAAUCCAAGAACUCACCGAUUCGAUUGAAGCCGCCACCCAGAAGAUUGCUGGAUUGGACAAAUCGAAGGCAAGAAUUGCUGGAGAACUCGAUGAUGCCCAAGUUGAUGCUGAUCGUGCAAACUCUUAUGCUUCAACUCUCGAGAAGAAACAACGAGACUUUGAUGAUAUCGUUUCUGAAUGGAAACACAAGUCUGAUGAUCUUGCCGCCCAAGUUGACUCUGCUCAACGUGAUGCCCGAAAUGCAAUUGCUGAUCUUCAUCGUGCUAAAGCUGCUCAAGAUGAACUUGGAGAAAUCAUUGAAGGACUUCGACGUGAGAACAAAGCUCUUGGAUCUGAGAUCAAGGAUUUGAGUGAUCAACUUGGAGAAGGAGGACGAUCCGUUCACGAAAUGCAAAAGAUCAUCCGUCGCUUGGAGACAGAAAAGGAAGAGUUGCAGAAGGCUCUCGAUGAGGCUGAGAAUGCGCUCGAAGCUGAAGAAGCAAAGGUGAUGAGAGCCCAAGUUGAAGUGUCUCAAAUCCGAUCAGAGAUUGAGAAACGAAUCCAAGAGAAGGAGGCUGAAUUCGAAAGCACUCGCAAGAAUCACCAAAAGGCUUUGGAAAGCAUGCAAGCCAGCAUCCAAACUGAGGCCAAGUCAAAGAACGAAUUGCUCAAGUCGAAGAAGAAGCUUGAGGGAGACAUCAACGAGUUGGAGAUCGCUCUUGACCAUGCAAACAAGAACAACGCUGACACACAGAAGAAUCUCCGCAAACAUCAAGAACAAAUCCGUGAAUUGCAACUCACCGUCGAGGAGGAACAACGCCAAAAGGAUGAGGUCCGUGAUCAAUUGCAAGGAGCUGAGAAGAGAGCUCAGAAUCUCGAACAAGACAAGGAUGAGCUCAAGCACGCCUUCGCUGAAGUUGAUCAUCAACGUCGUCAAGCCGAGAACGACGCUCGCGACUCCCGCGAUCAAGCCAACGAGCUGCAACUCCAGGCCUCAACUCUUUCAUCGACAAAGAGAAAGUUGGAGGGAGAGAUCGCAGCUCUUCACUCGGAUUUGGACGAGACAAUGAAAGAGUUCCGUUUGGCUGAAGAGAACAGCAAGAAAGCAAUUGCUGACGCGACUCGUUUGGCUGAAGAGUUGAAGCAAGAGCAAGAGCAUGGAGCUGCUCUUGGACGCAGCAAGACCGAGCUCGAGCAGCGUCUGAAGGAGUUCCAAGUGCGUCUCGACGAGGCUGAAGCUGCGGCGUUGAAGGGCGGAAAGAAGACCAUUGCCAAACUCGAGCAACGCAUUCGCGAGUUGGAAGCUGAGCUCGAUGGAGAGCAACGCCGAUAUGCUAUUGUUCUGAAAGAAGUGCAGAAGACCGAUCGUCGCACCAAAGAGCUUCAGUUCCAGAUUGAUGAGGACAAGAAGAACUUCGAACGCCUCAACGAUCUCGUCGACAAACUCCAGACGAAGAUCAAGACGCAGAAGAGACAAAUCGAGGAUGCUGAAGAGCUCGCCAACACAAAUCUCCAGAAAUUCCGCGGAAUCCAGGCUCAAUUGGAGGACACCGAGGAGAGAGCCGACUCGGCUGAAGACUCGCUAACCAAACUUCGAUCAAAAACUCGUGCUGGUACCUCAGUCGGCCCAGGACUCCAAGGAUCCGCUUCUGUCGCUGUUAUGCGCGCGCCAAGCCGUGGAAAAUUC